AUGAGGCCUUCUCAGCUCUUUCUCUUCGUCGUGCUCUUUGCGGUUUCUCUGAAGUCAACACAAGCAAUCCGACCAUUCGAAUGCGAGGUCUUUGACAAUACCUCCGGGACACCGGACACCCGGUUCAGGGGAGAGUCAAAGCGAGACGGGGGGAGAGGCUACGAUUUUGUUUUGCUGGUCGUCGAGAGCUUUGUCGCCAAUGGCAGACCCUUUGCCAUUGCAACCACCAACGGCAGCCGGAUAUAUGUGAAUGCUGACUACCUCCAGAUAUUCCCUGGUAACAUGACGGAUGAGUUCACGGGGAUCGUAUACUUCAUGAGUGGCCUAGUCUGGGAAUGGACAGGCAACGGCAAUGCCCCAACGGGCCUCAUAACCGGGAUGGCCGACUACAUCAGGCUAACCGCUGGAUGGCGAUACUGGGGCUGGCCUCGUAGAGGUUCGGGGUUGAGAUGGGAUGAGGGGUAUGCGACCACGGCAAACUUCUUAGAGUUUUGUGAAUUGCUCCGACCAGGGUUCGUGUCGGACCUUAAUGCCAUGAUGAUUGAUUCGUACAGCGAUGUAUACUUCUGGGAGUUACUUGGAAAGUCUGUGGAUGUUUUGUGGGAGGAAUAUAAGUUAUUCUAUGGAAGCCCUGGACCAGCACCAGCCCAAACCUUCGGGUACUAA
Messenger RNA from Rhodamnia argentea, 666 nucleotides. RefSeq lists its product as uncharacterized. The record is from RefSeq and is a predicted model, not a curated record. Lineage: Eukaryota; Viridiplantae; Streptophyta; Magnoliopsida; Myrtales; Myrtaceae. The coding region runs from base 1 to 666 and encodes 221 amino acids. The transcript has 2 exons.